Messenger RNA from Gongylonema pulchrum, 279 nucleotides. The record is from the annotation of a GenBank genome assembly. Lineage: Eukaryota; Metazoa; Nematoda; Chromadorea; Rhabditida; Gongylonematidae.
UUGGUUCAGGAUCUCAUAAUACAGACCGACGAUUCAUAUUUGAAAAUUGCUCGGCGACUGGAUCAGAUUCGAACGAAUCGCACCGAAAGUUUACACAUCUGUAUGGCGAAACCGUUGCAAAAGACCGAUCGUCCAGAAGCAAGCGGGUCGAAGUUUUACGGCGAUAGUCCAAGCGAGAGGCACGGUUUCUAUUUAGACCCAGUUCGUAAUCGGAGGAAAGUGCUGAGGCUUACAGAUGAAGGAGAACGGAAGUUAUCACCAAUUCGGUUAUUUGCUUGA